Molecule: messenger RNA, 1041 nt
Organism: Hypoxylon trugodes
Lineage: Eukaryota; Fungi; Ascomycota; Sordariomycetes; Xylariales; Hypoxylaceae
Exons: 1
Coding region: 236-808 (190 amino acids)
Source: RefSeq, a predicted model, not a curated record
AAUGGAAAAUGUGGAAGCUGUAGGUGAUUGUACACAAUGUAUCCAACUGUAUAUAGCGCUAUACCUGCAUGUACAUCAUACCUUAUCUUCAAUAUUACUGGAUAGAAAGGAUUAUAUGUACAUGUAAGUUCCUACGAUUCAGGCCCAUCCAUCGUUGUUUAGUCGAAAGCUACUAAAAUAGAGUAGUUAACUUUGUUAGUGGCAUCCACAAGAGAGAGGGCUUUUUUUUUCUGCUAUGAUUUUGAAUUUGAUGCUGCAGCGAGUGCAGGUGCGCGCGCCUUGGUCUGGCAGCUCCACCUUGGCAACUGAUGGGGGGAGAUUUGGCGGCCAUGGCUCCGUUGGAGACUCCUCUCUCUCCUCCACCCAAGGGCCCCAACCUAGUCCCAUUCCACCUUUUUCCCACUCACACACAUCCACACUACACGCAAACCCGAACCAGCACUAUCGUUGUCUGCUUUUGUGUUUCUUGCUUGCUGUUUUAAUUCUCCUUCUAUCUCGCUCUCUGACUCUCUCCACCCUCACACUCUUUUUCCCUUCUCUUCCUCUCUUCUCUCCAACCCUAAUUAACGUCGCGAGCCCAAUCCUUCUUCUUCUCGUCUGCUACGCGAAUUUGUUGGUUGCGUGCGUUUUGCAAAAAGAAAAAAAUAAAAGCGUUUUCCUGUGUGCGCGCGGCCUCCUCGGUAUCCCCUCUUCCCCCAUCAUCAUACUCGCUUCAUCUAUCGCAUCGUCACAACGGUUCAGUGCGGGUUUUAUUUCCCAAUUGUCACGGUUCCCCUCAAUUCUUGUCGCGGCGCAGGUUGAGCUCUAGGAGUCUAAAAGGAUCUAACCUGUCAUUUUUUUAACGAGAAAAGACGUUCCUCGGUGCCCUCGGAUCUUGCUGGAGUUUGCGAAGGCGCUACAUAUUUGCUGCUUUACUCGGAACUAAAAGUGUCAUUCGGUGUCUAAAAGUAAGUGCACAUCCUUUUCCUUUAAUUAUUACUCUUGCCCAAUGGUACUCUUUGGCAUUCGAACUCCCUCCGAGUCCCUGGAAAUUUCGCGAGU